Molecule: messenger RNA, 2040 nt
Organism: Cloeon dipterum
Lineage: Eukaryota; Metazoa; Arthropoda; Insecta; Ephemeroptera; Baetidae
Exons: 7
Coding region: 173-1396 (407 amino acids)
Source: RefSeq, a predicted model, not a curated record
AAGCGAAGCAAAAAAUAUUUGCUUGAAGGCAAGGACCAAAAUCCGAACUCAGAAAACUCCUGGAUCUGACUUCUCCUUUCAAAGUGGUUCUGAAGAACAUCAGGAUGGGGAGCUGUUUACGAGGAGCAGCAAAAAGAAUUUGUCGGGUCUUCAUACCUCUAGAAAAGUGCGAAUGGAACUUUUGCCAACACCCCCACCACUAAAGAAAUCAAAAAGAAGAGAAAAUCAACUUAAAACAGAUUCAAACGCUUUCGCAGAGAAAGACGGCGCUUGUCUCUCAGCUGAAGUCGAAUUCGAGGAAAUGAUUAUAGAACAUGCUCAAAGUCUGGAUGAUACGCCGCCCAACCCAAUACCUACGCCGUCGUCCAUUCCAGCACUGUCAAAUACAGAUAUUGAUGAAGAUGAUUGCCCGCCUACCAACAAUGAAGCCUGCCAUGAUAAAGAACCAACUGCUUCACCACAAUCAGUCUCUGGUGAUCAUGGUGGUUUUAAUUUGAUGACUUUGGACAAGUACUCCAAUGAGGGAGUAGUACCCAAGUGUACUACUGAAGAUUAUCAGGGUACAGUCCUGAAGAACUUCGAGCUGGUUAAAAACAAACUGGCUUCCAAUGGGCUUGCUCUUGAGAGUCUGUUCACCUUGUAUGAUCAGUUGCGUAUCAACCUGUCCAACAACGCGCACGAGGAGAGCACCACCAAGCCUGUUGAAGAUGAAAGUUUUGGGCUAGAGCUACCUCUAAAAGGACCAGAUGAAUUUGACCAAUUGGAGAAGAAUUUGGAAGAUAAAUCUUUCUACAAAAAACUGGUGAAAGCAACACAAAAACACAUCUUGAAAGUAGGCUUGAAACUCUCAGGAUCGAAAGAGGCCAAAAUCAAAAAGUGUAUCGAAGCCACUGUGAUGCCAUGGUAUUUUUCUCCCUCUCUCGUCAAAGUCAGCAGCAAAGCAGGACAAGGCGAAAAAAACAUUGUCAAAAUUGCUGGCACUCUGUUUGUCAGCAUGAUUGCUGAUGCAAUCAACGUAGUUGCAAAGGAUGGCAUCGCCAGUCGAGAAUUCGUUGAAUGCGUGAUGGGAGAAUAUCUUCGUCGAGUAGGAAGUAAGCUACGCCAAAGUGUUUCUGCACCAAAGUCCGUGGACCGGCGUAAAGCUUCUUUUUCUCCGCACAAAAAGACCCCUCUGAAGAAAUCAAGCCAUGUGAAAAAAGUAAAACCUGUUUCCCUGCUACUGAAGCUCACAACCAGCCCCUUAUCAACACCAACCAAAAAGCGCCAUGAGGACUUGGAUGCAUCUUCCAACCGGACAGAAAAUUCUAGCGAGGAGAUAGAUUCUGAGAGCCAUCAUGCCAGUGGAUCAGAAAAUGAUGUUUCCUUGAGUGAUACGGAGUUGCGCUUUUCUUCUUAAUUUGCUUCAUUGAUAGUGUUUGAAGUUGCCAAAAGAUGGUUCCAGCGGGUUAAUUUUAAUUUCAUCGAGUGUUCGCAAUUUUGGCCAGCCGGUUUUUGCGGGGGCGGUUAAAACCAAAAGAAACUGAGCAAUUUUUGCCAGGCUAUAAUUGGCAUUUUUUAAAUUGGUUUAAUUUUUAGGCAUAGAACGAGCUCAAUUAAUAAUUACGGGAAUAUUUUAAUUUUAAUGCAAACAAAAUCACGAUAUUUUCAUGAAAUAUUUUUGAAUAAAAAGAUUCAAAAUCAUGAUUUUUCAGGUGAAACCAUUUUCAACUUUCUUUACAUACUUCAACUCAAGGAAACCUUAUUUCAGCCAAUUCAGCCGGCUAAAAACUGGUUAUAACCGGCUUGGUCGAAAUUGUUUUAAAAAUGCCGGCUUUUUCCGAACACUAUUCAUCGUAGUCACAGGUUAUAAUUAUGAAUCCAUCCUGCCAGAGAGCGCUCUUGGCAUUAAUAUCUGAUUUCCUUCAAUGCGUCUCAAACAAUUCUUAAGAGACUGAGGUAUUUAAAUCUGAAUAUAAAUGAAGACUUUAUAUUUAAGUAAUAUGUGAGCCUGCGUUAUGGACCUGCCGAUGGGACUAUUGGAAAAGUAAGCAAUAAAAACCA